AUGUAGAGAUCAUAUCAAGAACAAGUGAAUUAGAAGGAUUAUCAGCAUAAAUUAUAUUUCAAAAAUGGUUAUCCUUAGAAUUAACAGUUUAAGAGAGAUCCAAAUCAAAUGCUAAGAGGAUUAGUAUGAAAUAAAUCAGAUAAUUAGGUUGUAAAAACAUGCUUAUAUCACUUUAUUGAUUGGUUGAAAUAGGGGUUUAAUCUUUGGCUGUUUGUUGUAAUAAUUUUAUCAGCCAGUUUCAGAGCCGAUUAGUAAUUGUUUAUGUGUAUAAUUUAAUUGGCAGGAAAUUUAUUCAUGUCAUCUUACAAGCUAUAUUAAUAGAUUUGUAAGGCUUUGAGACAAGUAAAUGAAUAUUUCAAUUAAACUGUAUAUGUGAUUGGGUGGGAUCCAAAAUGCCAUAUCAGCAAAUGUCCUAAAAGGAAUGUGACAGUAGGAAAUCUAAUUUUCUUGAAAAGACAUCAACCAAGUCCUAUGAGCAUAUUAAUUUUAAAUUCUUAAGAGGAGAAAUUUAUGGUGUAAACAUCUGAAAAGGAAGGCAUGACUCAUAUGACUUAAAAGCAGUCAAUUAAAUUAACAUCUACUUCUGAUUAAUAAAAAAGUCAAACCUUAAUCUAUUAUAAGAGAAUAUUGACAGGUAAAAUAGAAUUUGAUCAUUUGGAUACUAAUGACAAUUAGUUCAGAGGUUUUAUUAAAUUAUAAAAAGAUCCAAAGGGUGAAUAUUUGGACUAUAGGAAUAUAGUGAAUUAAAGUAGUAUAAUAAUAAAUACAGAUUGGGUAGUAGGGAUAGUAAUCAGUCACGAUGAUGAAGAUGUGAUUAAAAUGUGGAGUAAUUGUUUUAAGAAAUCUACAACUCAUUUUGAUAGAUACUUAAUGAAAUUUUCUCGAAUUUUCAGUCUUUUAUACUUUAUAUAAUUGGCAUUUUGCAUAACUAUAAUUAUGAGAUUUUAAAAGAUUCCAUCAGAUUUUACAAUCUAUAAUAUUUUGUGUAGAAUAUUUUAAAGCAUAACCUUUGUUCAUCCCUGCAUAAUUACUGGAUUGUGCGAAUUGACAUUUUAAUUUUUUAAUAACAUUUUUGAAAAGAACAAAAACAUAAUAGUAUCUCAUUCAUCAGAACUGUUAACCUUGACUAAGAUAGAUCAUUGCAUUUAUGAUAAAACUGGUACUUUGACAAAUACUAAUACAGUGCUUUGUGGAGUGAUCUGUGGCGUUUACUUCUACAACCUCAUUAAUGGAGAAGGUAUAAGAAAUUCGACAAAGAAAUAUAGAAAAUUAAUGACUACAUAACAUCAACAUAAUAACAUGUAAGAAAUACAAGAGGAAUAAGAGGAACAGGAGGAAAAUAAUUUAGGAAUAGGUUCUCUAUAGAAGAGUGAGAGAAUGAUCUAAAAUCCAGGAAGCCACCAUUCAGUAAAGAGCAGAUUAUAAUCAUAACAUGAUGAGGCAAUUAGUUUUAAUUAGGAUGAUGCAGUCUUUAAUGAGGAAGAACCUGAGUCAAGAAACAUGGUUUUUAAUUUCAAUCCUCAUUUCAUUAGAUAACAAGAACAAAAAAGAAAACUAAAAGCUUAAAGUAUUGAUGAGGAGAUCUCAUCACCAGAAAAACCGAUAUAUAUGAAUAGAAAUAAUAGAAGAACAUUUAACAAUAACAGUAGAUUGAUAACAAACAUUAGAAGAGAACCCAGAAUCAUAGAAAGGAAUUUAGAAUAAACAUAAGAAGCUGGCAAUGGAUCUCUCUUAUCUCCUUCACCUGUAUCAUCUUAAAAAGAUAUUAGAAAAGAAGUGAAAUUAUGCGAAUCUUAAAUUAAUGAGGAUGAAUAACAAUAAUUGUCAGAAAGUGAUAGUGAAGAUUAAGAUCAAGAAGGAAGGAAGGAUUUAUUAGAAAUUAUAAGAUUGGGUGAGAAAUAAGCAGACAAUUUUAUGAGAUCCUUAAUUUUAUGUUAGGAUGUUAAAACUAAAUAUUCUAAACCACAAAAUAAACCUAAUAGAGAUAAAAAUAAUUAAAUGUUGGGGAUUUCUGGAAUUAUGAAUGAGCACCCUAGUAUGAAUCCUCAUAAUUUUUUGAAUGAAAAUACUGAGGAAUAUUAAGAAUCCGUCAUUAAAUUUGCAAAGUAAUAUCAGUUUGAAUUUAAUUGUGCAGGCCUCUUAAAUAAAAGAAUCUGUUAUGAAAUUAGUGCAAAAGGUCUAAGUGAACGAUAUUUAGUUUAUAAAAAGGUUAGCGAUAAUGAAACAUUUGCUAUUUUUAUGAAACCCAUUUAAUAAAGGUUAAGGAAUCAGGGAGCUUAAUAUGACAGAUAAGGAACAGAGAGAACUUAAAAGGGAGCUCAAUUAAAAUUGUAUGUUAAAAGUGAAAAUCUAGGACUUUUGGAUAAAUGUAAAUUAUCAUAAAAAAAAAGAGUUAAUUUGGAAAAAUAAAUUACCCAUCAAGCUCAAUCUGGUUAUAGAUUUAUAGUUUAUGCUGGUAAAGAUGUUCCUGAAGAUGCUGUUAAAAAUAAAAAUAAAUAUCAAGAAGUAACUUUUGAUACUAUGGAAAUGACUCAUCACGAUAAAGAACUAAUUAGAGAUUUGGAUUACUACGGAUUGAUUUGUUUAAAAGAAGAUCAAAAUCCAGGAGCUUAUGCCUAAGUUAAAACUUUCAAGAAUCUUGGUAUCUCUUAAUGGAUUUUAAGUGGAGAUAAGAAGAUGUAAACACUUUCUGCGGCUAAUCAUGUUGGAAUUGUCAAUAAUAAUAAUACUUUACUACGAAUUGAUGAAGAAGAUGAGGAAAGGUUAAAAUUAUAAAUUAAAUCCCAGUUACUAUUUAUUAGAAAACAACUAUUAAAAGAAGAUGAAAGUCAAUAAAAUGAAUCUACUAAAUCAUUUAUAAGUUAAAAGUCAUUUUCUGAAAUGAAAAGGAGUGGUAUUUCCAAAAAGGCUACAUUUGAUGAAAAUAUGAUCUUGAAAUCAAAGAAGGGAGAAGAACCUUUGUAAAAGGUAUUUCUAUUGGUUAAUGGAAAAUCAAUCAAACCAAUUUUUAGCGAUGAUUAUACGAAAAGCCAUUUUCUUUUUAUUGCUUUAAUUCUUAAAACUGUAAUUGCUUAUGAUUGCUCCCCUGCUGAUAAAGAAUUAAUUACAAAAGCUGUAACUAAGAUUAUGGAACCUAGCAAUACUCUACUUACUAUUUCAGAUUCAGUUGAUGAUUUUAAUAUGAAUUCACAUGCUAAUGCUACUAUUUAAUUUUCAAGAGAAAAGAGAUCAUUAAAAAUAGCUUAUCAAAAUAUCCAGGUAAAUGAUUUAUAGCACAUUAAAUAACUAGUAUUAUAUUUUGCCAAGAUCCUUCCAAUGCAUCUUAGUUAGCUAACUGUUAUGUGUACUAAAAUAAGUCUAUAUCAAUUGAUCAUAUUUACAUUAUUUGUUUGUGUAAGAAGAACACUUUACAUAGAAGAACAUGUUGUGUAUCUAUUGGCUCUGCAAAUUCAUAUCAUUUUUAAUGGUCUGUUACCUUAAUUUGAAGACAGAUCCAGUCAUGAGCAGAUUGAAUUGAUGUUGCCUCAAUAUUAGCCUUAAGCUUACAAAUGUUUUAAAUCCAAUUUUAGGUGGUUAUAAGAAUUGUUUUACGAAGUAGUUAUUUCAGCAGUCGCGACUGGAUUUAUGAAUACAUAUAUAUUUGCAGAGUUCAUGAUGUUUUAUACAUCUGACCCAAAUAAUCUUGCCCAUUUGAUGUUUUUAUUUCAAUUGUUUUGUGUUUUUGCUUUUGGUACAUCCUAAAUGAUUCACCUUAAUGUUCCAUUUGGAAAGAUAAUUUGGAAUUUUAUUAUCACAAUAGGAUUGCUAACAAUUUCAUUUGUUAUAGUUGUGGAAUCUGAUUAGCGAGUUUAAAUACUUAGGAACAUAUUCAAAUGGCAAUUUAUUAUUGGAAUUCUAACUGCAAUAGUUACUAUAAUCACAAUUGAUUAAAUAAUAAAACAAACAAGAGAUUUAUUGUUUACUCCAAGAAUCAUAUUAAAUUUUGUUAAAUACAUGGAGAAUGCUAUGAAGAAUUAAUCAGGUAAAAUUGUAUAAGAAUCUGUUAAACAAUUUUCAAUGUUAAAUCAUAUUAAAAUAAAUAGGUAAUUCUUUAGAAAAAUUAAGAAAGUAUUUGAGAAUGUAUCCAUAGAUCCAUUCAUUAGAUCUUUAUUUGAAAGCGAGAAAACUUAAUCAUUUAAUGGUGAAUAUUCUAAACUUUCCCUUGUCUUCAAGAAUCAUAACUAUGAAAAGCAAUUUAGACAAUUCAAAGUUCAAUACUAUUAUUAAUAGAGAAGAGAAGUAGUUUUAGUUCUUUUUAUUGUUUUAAGAGUUAGUAGUGUAAUAGCAUGGUCUCCAUUUUUGACAGUUGAAGAUACAAUCCUAAAUAUACUUUGGGCAAUCUUUAUGGUGAUUUGGAUUUUAAUAUUCUUUGUUACUCACAUAGUUGAAAAGAAAUAAUCAGAUUUAGCAGCAUUUCAAAUAAAAUGGGGCACAAUCGAGGCCUACUUCUUCAUUCCAGUGGUCUUGAUCUUGGAUCAUUUUCUGAGUGUCACUCUUCCUGAAGAUAAAAGCUAAUACUAUUUUAGUACAUUUGGACAGCUCUUAUAUUAGUAGUUUUUGGCAUGGGAUAUCUUCCCUCCUCCUUUAUAUUAUCCAAUAAUUUUGACUUUGAUAUUUUUUAUCAACUAUACAAUUAGAGUGGCAAACUUUUAUGAUAUUCAAGUGAAUUCAGAUUCAGAAACCUCAACAUUCAGAGUAGAAUUUAUCACCUUAUAUGUUCUUUUGUUCUUUCUGAACUUGUUAUCUAAUUAUACUCAUUAUAAUGUAAGAAAUAAUAUAAUUUUAGUUCUAACGAUUUUAAAGAUUAGUGUUUUUAUUUGACUAAGCUUUGUAGACCUAAUAGGAACAGACUAAUUAGAUCUUGAAGUCUUUGUUGCCUGCAUUCAUAUAUGAGAAGAUUGAAUAAUCAGAGGAGACCGAGAUAGAAGAGAAUUAAGGAUCAGUAUCAAUAAUAUUUUUAGAAAUUUGCGAAUUCGAUAAAAUCCUUUAAUCUAAACAACGAUAAGUUGUAACAUUUUUGGAUGACAUUUUUAGAGUCUUGGACAAAAUUUGUUUAUAAUAUGGAGUGUAGAAGAUAGAAACUGUAGGUAAGACUUACAUGGCAUGUUCAGGGUUGAAAUCAACAGAGAUUGAAAAUAAUAAAGAUGGAUUGAAUCAGCAGAAGAAGAAUGAAACAGCAAUUGCAUUAGAAUUGUCAUUGGAUUUCUUAAAGGCAGUUUCAGAAUUUAAGUAUGAAUACAAAGAUUAAGAUGUUGUUAAAUUAUUUAAAUUAAAAAUUAAAAUCGGAAUACAUUAUGGAUAAGUGAUUGCAGGUGUUAUAGGAUAUCAUAAACCUUAAUUUUCGUUGAUUGGAGAUACAGUCAACACUGCCUCAAGGAUGUGUUCGACUGGAGAAGUAGGCAGAAUAACCAUAUCAAAUGAAGCAUAUGAAAGAGUCAAGGAUACUGAGUUUCUAUUUACCACUAGAUAAGUAGUAGCCAAAGGAAAAGGAAUGUUAACAGUUCAUCAAGUGACCCAAAGGAAAUUACAGAUGAGAAAGCAUUAAUCGUAAGUGAAGUUUUAUGAAGGUUAGAAAAAUGGAAGAUCACUUACUUUUAAGACUCAUAAAACUAAUAAUAUUAGAACUACUUAAUUGAAGUAAACGUAUAAAGACAUCUCUCCUCCAUCUUCAGCUUAUGAUCAUUUAACUACCAAAGAAUAUGGUCGCAGAUCUAAAAUCAUGAAUCAUCCUAUGCAAGGCUCUUAAUUAUUAAAAUAACCAAGAAAGAAUAAAGGAGCUGAACCCACAAGGGGAAUCAAGAAGGGUACUAUCAAAGAAGAAUACACUUCUAUGAGUGAAACGGUUUUGAGAGACAGGUCAAAAUCCUAAGUCAUUUAAAAAACUGAUUAUAAUACCAAUGAUUGGGAAGAAAUAAAGGAAGAUGAAAUUCAAAUGAAGUAGGUAGAGAAAGACCCUGAAAACAGAAUUAUUGGUGUCUCAGACAAUGAUGUUGAUGGUCCUGAAACAGAAGUCAAUAAUGAAAGAGCAAAGAAAGUAAUGGAUUUAGAAAUUCUUAAAUACAAGAAAUUAACACUUGAUUAUGAAAAAUGUAAUGAAUCCAUUAUAGUCAUGCAAUUUGAAUAGUAUUAUUAAGAAGUUAGAUCAGCUUUAAAAGAUAUCUUCUACCCCAUGACUAUUGUCUAUACUUUGUUUAAGGCUUAAGUUUAAUUGAUAGACUCUGGAUCAGAUGGACUAACCAUAUAUAUUGUUAGAAUGUUCUUAAGUUUAUACUUAAUAAUAUUGUAUUUUAUAACUAGUAGAUUGAAGAAAUAUAAUAUGCAUAAUUUAGAUUUAGCUUUAACUGGUCUCUACUAUGUGAGUGCAUUUUUAACAAUGUUCUUUGUUACUUUUAACAAUUAAUAGAGAUUUCUUAUUUCUGAUAAUGCUGAAGCCUAUUUCUUUGCAUUUUCAGCUGUAAACUAAUAAUCCUUAAAAUUCAAAUAUAUGUUUUUCUAUAUCUUAUUGCAAUAAGCUGCAUGGUUUGUUUAGCUCCUUCUGCAUUAACAUCAUAAUCUAUUAGUAUUUAUAGUGCUAUCAACAAUUAUCUUGGUAAUAGUAUCACAUAACAAUUUUGAAUUAACAAUUAAAAAUUUCAAUAGUGCUGCCAAUGAAAAUUUGAAAAAAGAACAAAGAGAUUCCUUAUUAACUAAUUUAUUACCAUCUCAUAUUUUAACAAGAUUCUAUUAGAAUAGCAAAAUUAAAUUGGAAUUAUCAGAUGUUUUAAUAGAUGCAACUCUUUUGUUUGCUGAUAUAAGUGGAUUCACAGCAUACUCAGCAAAAGUUUCAGCAGAAUAAGUUGUUAAGAUGCUAAGGGAAUUGAUGACAUCAUUUGAUAAGGAAUGUUUGUAGUAGAACGUUUAUAAGGUAUACACUAUCGGAGAUUGUUACGUAGUUUUGGGAAUAAAUGACAUGGAACAAAGACAUCCUGGAUAAGAAGCUAAAAAUGUUCUAGAAAUGGGAUUAGAAAUGGUAGAAAUUAUAAAGAGAGUUAGAAAGGAAGUCAAUUUCAAAGAUUUGAAUAUGAGAAUCGGAAUACACACAGUAAUACUUUUCAUUUAUUAAUUUUAGGGGUAAUUCUAUGGUGGCAUUAUUGGAACAGAUAUUGUGAGAUAUGACAUCUUUGGUAUUGAUGCAGUGAUUGCCAAUAAAAUGGAAUCCUAAGGAGAAGCAGGCAAAGUUAUGGUAAGCGAAGACACAAGAAGAUUAAUCAACAUACAUUUUCCUGGAGAAUAUAUUUUCACUCCAAAUAAAGAAGUAGACAUCCCUGUUGCUAAGAAGAAAGUCUAGGCAUAUUUUGCAACAAAAACAGAUAUUUUAAAUCGUCAAGACAACUCUAGAUAUAUUUGA
Molecule: messenger RNA, 7426 nt
Organism: Paramecium octaurelia
Lineage: Eukaryota; Ciliophora; Oligohymenophorea; Peniculida; Parameciidae
Source: the annotation of a GenBank genome assembly